Molecule: messenger RNA, 1083 nt
Organism: Penicillium diatomitis
Lineage: Eukaryota; Fungi; Ascomycota; Eurotiomycetes; Eurotiales; Aspergillaceae
Product: NAD(P)-dependent alcohol dehydrogenase
Exons: 2
Coding region: 1-1083 (360 amino acids)
Biological process (GO): alcohol metabolic process
Molecular function (GO): zinc ion binding; alcohol dehydrogenase (NADP+) activity
Source: RefSeq, a predicted model, not a curated record
AUGGGCUCUACCGACUACAAGUUCGAAGGAUGGAUGGGUCUCGAUAAGGAGGCCGCCAAGGGCAAGAUGGUCUGGCAACAAUUUGAGCCCAAGCCCUGGGAAGAGACCGAUGUUGACAUCAAGGUCACUCACUGCGGUAUUUGCGGCUCUGACAUGCACACUCUCGCCAGCGGCUGGGGUCCCACACAGUACCCUUGCUGUGUCGGCCACGAAAUUGUCGGUGUCGCCGUCCGUGUCGGCUCCAAGGCUGAGGGCAAUAUCAAGGUUGGCGACCGUGUCGGUGUCGGUGCCCAGAGCGGCUCCUGCCAAAAUGUCAACGGCGACUGUGAGCCUUGCGCCAACGGCCUGGAGCAGCACUGCGCUCGCAUGGUCGGUACCUACAACGGAACCUACGCCAACGGCGGCAAGUCCUACGGCGGGUACGCUUUGUACAACCGCUCUCCCUCCCACUUCGUGAUCAAGAUUCCCGAUGCCAUUCCCUCCGCCGAGGCAGCGCCCAUGCUUUGCGGUGGUAUCACCACCUACUCUCCUCUCCGCCAGAACGGCUGCGGUCCCGGCAAGAAGGUUGGUAUCGUCGGUGUCGGCGGUCUGGGCCACUUUGGUAUCCUCUUCGCCAAGGCUCUGGGUGCCGACCACGUUGUUGCCAUCUCCCGCAAGUCUGACAAGAAGGAGGAUGCACUCAAGCUCGGUGCUGACGCUUACAUCGCUACCGGUGAGGACGAGGACUGGGAGAAGAAGCACGCAAGCUCAUUGGACUUGAUUGUCUCCACCGCCUCCUCUUCCAAGAUGCCGCUGCUUGGCUACUGCCAGCUCCUGCGUCCUCGUGGUACUUUCAUUCAGCUGGGUGCCCCUGAGGAUGGUCCUUUCCAGCUUCCCGCCUUCGCCCUCAUCGUGAAGGGCAUCAAGCUUGGAGGUUCCUUGAUCGGUAGCCCCGAUGAGAUCCGUGAGAUGCUUGACCUGGUCGUUGCUAAGAAUGUUCACCCCUGGAUCGAGGAGCGUCCCAUGAAGGACGCUAACAAGGCCAUUCAGGAUAUGGACGCUGGCAAGGCUCGCUUCCGCUACGUUCUGGUCAACGACCACUAA